Brassica napus (rape) is the source of this 1774-nucleotide messenger RNA. Its product is annotated as probable N-acetyltransferase HLS1. Bases 467 to 1654 code for a protein of 395 amino acids. NCBI's taxonomy places the organism in Eukaryota, Viridiplantae, Streptophyta, Magnoliopsida, Brassicales, Brassicaceae. Gene Ontology annotation, molecular function: acyltransferase activity, transferring groups other than amino-acyl groups. The transcript has 3 exons. The record is from RefSeq and is a predicted model, not a curated record.
CGAAAUUAUUUGAUUAGCUGUUAUAAUUUUUUUUUUAAUUUGUCUGUCGAUCGAUCAUCAGAUUUUGUCUUAUUUCCGAUGACAUGAUAACUAAUUAAAAAUGGAUUUGACAAACCAGAAACUGCAUGAACAGACUAUUUUACGUAAAGCAUUAAUUAAUGUGAGUUACAAAAAAAACAUUAAUUAAUGUGAUAAUUCUUAAAAGAAAAAAAUGGCAUGACUAUCGUUGCAUGCAUAAUUUAAUUUGUUUAACAACGUUUUUAAAUAAUAAAAAGGUUCCAAUAACCUUUAUAGUCUCUAUCUCUCUAUAUAUACAUGACAUCACGACAUAACUCCAACUUAUAACCACCAAUAAAUCAAGAAAAUCCCUCUCCAACAAAAGUAAAUAAACACAUAUAUAUAUCCAAAAAAAUAAAAAGACAUCACCACUUUACUGUUCUUCGUCUCAACACGGGAAAACGCAUAAAUGUCGAGUAAAAUAGCGGCGGAGGUAGCUGCGGCUGCGGUGGUGGUGGUGAGAGAAUACGAUGAAGAAACCGACAAGCGUGACGUGGAGGAGAUGGAACGUGAAUGUGAUGAGACCGGACCGCAUGGCAAACCGGUGAUGGUCUCUGAUUUAUUAGGAGAUCCGGUUCGUCGCGUCCGUCACUUUCCAUGCCAUACUAUGCUGGUUGCAGAGUAUGGAGAAGGAAGAAAGAUGGUGGGAGUUGUGAGAGGAUGCGUUAAAACCGUGACUAGAGGAAACUCAAUCUAUGUCAAACUCGCUUAUGUUCUUGGUCUUAGAGUUUCACCUUCCCAUCGGAACUUAGGCAUAGGAACAAAACUGGUGCAAACACUUGAAGAAUGGUUUAAACAACAAGGCGCAACUUACUCGUACAUGGCCACUGAUUGUACCAACGAGUCUUCCAUUAACUUGUUCACCAAGAAAUGUUCCUACAUCAAGUUCCGUACACCGACAAUGCUGGUUCAACCGGUUCACGCCCAUUCCAAACCAAUUUGUUCAGAUAUCACAAUCCUCCGGUUAACCACCAAAACCGCUGAAUCAAUCUACACCCGGGUUUUCAAAGACUCAGAGUUCUUCCCUCGUGACAUCGACGCAAUAUUAACCAGCCGCAACAGCUUAGGAACGUUUAUAGCGUUCCCAAAAGAAGAACACGGUCACAAAUCUAACCGCUUAGACCGCGAUUUCCCAACGGAUUAUGCGAUAUUAAGUGUAUGGAGCACCAAAGAUGUAUUCAGGCUGCAAAUGAAAGGCGUUUCCCGGUUAACUCACGCGUGCUGCUCCGGUUCGAGAUUACUUGAUUCUUGCAUGCCGUGGAUGAAACUACCCUCGUUCCCUAACGUGUUCGACAAGUUUUGGGUUUAUUUCACGUACGGUAUGCACAUGGAAGGCAGAGACGGUCCACGGCUCAUGAAAAGUUUAUGCUAUUUUGUUCAUAACAUUGGGAGACACGACGGAGGAUGUGGAGCUGUUGCGACGGAGAUUAGUCCUUUGGACCCGGUAGCUUCGGCUGUUCCUCAUUGGAAACGGCUUUCGUGGGCUCAAGAUCUUUGGUGCCUCAAGAAACUAUCCGAUGAACCUGAACUUUCCGAUUGGAGUAGCUCAAAAUCUUCUUCUUCUAACGUGAUUUUUGUUGAUCCUCGUGAUAUCUAAUUAAUGAAUACUGGCAUGAGGAUUGUACAUAGAAAUGAUAAAGAAAAACACCUUCAUGUGACAUUCUACAGUUAAGACUAUGUCCUGAGGUUGUAAGUAUAAGAGAAAAAAAAUCUGACA